Messenger RNA from Pygocentrus nattereri (red-bellied piranha), 976 nucleotides. RefSeq names its product mitochondrial ribosomal protein L24 (gene mrpl24). Gene Ontology annotation, molecular function: structural constituent of ribosome; RNA binding. The record is from RefSeq and is a predicted model, not a curated record. Bases 172 to 822 code for a protein of 216 amino acids. Gene Ontology annotation, cellular component: ribosome; mitochondrion. The transcript has 6 exons. Gene Ontology annotation, biological process: translation. NCBI's taxonomy places the organism in Eukaryota, Metazoa, Chordata, Actinopteri, Characiformes, Serrasalmidae.
CCGUUUUAGUACAGUGUGACCCUCACGGACCCGACAUGCGUCUCUAACCCACGUUAAAGUGAAAUGUUUAUUUAUUUCAGCGACUAGUCGGACAUUUCAGCGUCCAGCGUCGGCGUUUCAGCGUCCAGGCGGGUCCAGCGCUGCUGUAACGCAGAUAUCGCACUGUGAAUCAUGCGGUUGACGUCUUUGCUCUCGAUGGCAGCGAAGGCUGCGUUUCCUCACGACUAUCGCUUCGGAACGAACCGCCCGUGGACGGUAGCUGCCCGGAGACUCAACCCGCCGGGCAAGAAGAGAAGAAAGGUCUUCGUUGAGCCUGUGGCCAAUGAGGACUGGUCUGUGUUUAGGGGUGAUGUGGUGGAGAUUCUUUCUGGAAAAGAUAAAGGAAAACAGGGAAAAAUCACUCAGGUCUUCCGGCGCCGGAACUGGGUUAUCGUUGAGGGUCUCAACACGCACUACAGGUACGUCGGCAGGUCUGGAGAUUACAGAGGGGCGUACAUCGCUAAUGAAGCUCCUCUGCUGCUGAAGGACAUCUCCCUCAUCGACCCUACAGACAGGAAGCCCACAGAGACGCAGUGGAGGUUCACUGAGGAGGGCGAGAAGGUGCGCGUUUCAGCCAGAACAGGACGGAUCAUCCCCAAACCGCUGUUCCAGAGAAAGGACGGCAUCAUUCCCCAGCAGUGGAAAGAUGGUCCGAAAGAUACGUCGCCCGAAGACGCCCUUCAGAAAACAUUCACGCCGUCGCUGAAGACGCUGGAGGAGGAGGUGUUGGAGAAAAUGAACAUUCAGGAAGACAGGAGGCCCAGAAGUAGCUACUGGUACUGAAGUACGGAACCAGAACGGACUGAGGAUGGUUCUUUUGUUUCGUUUGUUUUUUGUUCAACAUGAACAAGAUGAUGAUGUUUGAAAAGGAGUGACGGUGAAUGUUGGUGUAUUUGUGUGUUCACAAUAAAACGACUGCAAGUCUUCAUAUAUGGGA